AUGAGUGAGGAGCGUUACCAGGUGCUUGUCACCAUUCCCGAGACGUCGCACCAUCUGGCAGAGGUCCUCCAUCGUGGUCGGUACCACCUUCGCAUUGGCGACUUUGACAUCAGCAAAGAGCAGAAAGGUCGCCAUGAGUAUCACACCGCCAAGGAUGUCAGACCCUUUAAGCUGUACUCGGAGGGCGAUCCCAUAGUGACUUACAACGCCGACAGUAAGGCUUUCGAAGUCCGGGUGGAAUUCUAUCAGCCAAAGGUUGUGAAGGCUCAGUGGUGGAUAAGUCACAGAGAUCAUAACAACAAGGUUGCAGAACUGCAGCCACUGAAACCGGGAUGGGUCUACAAUGUGAGCGAGAAUCUCGACACUGACGUACCGGAUGUCGAAUAUUAUCCAGCUGCUUGGUUAGAACCUGGUCACACUGGUUUUGUGAACGAUUUCAUUGUGGAGCCAAUAGUGCUCGAGAGUGAUCCAGAGAAACCAGAGGAGAAGCCGGCAACUGAUGAUCUGGCUCCUCAAGAAUCCUGGAUCCCAGGAGCAGGUACCAUCCACCCCUCUACAGUCGGCGACUACCGUAGUGUUGCCAUCUGGUUCGACAACAAAUCCCUGGAUUCCGCUCGCGUCAAGACGGCCGACCAAAGUCGCCCAACCUAUCUCAGACUCACUGAGCCCGAUGAGAACGACACCUCGGAAGACUAUGUUCAGUGGUUUGUGGCCCAGAAAGACGGCUCCAAGUUUAUUAAACUUCAAUUCUACGAGACGGGAGAUUUUCAGGUUUGGCCGAAUGGCAUCCAAGGCUCGGGCACCGGCGGCGAUGACCUCGAAGAUGGCAGCAACCACGAACGGACUGGCCCCCAGACUGGCUGGGAAGUCCACAUCGCUGCCAAAUGGUCGUCUUAA
Cyphellophora attinorum is the source of this 897-nucleotide messenger RNA. RefSeq lists its product as uncharacterized. Lineage: Eukaryota; Fungi; Ascomycota; Eurotiomycetes; Chaetothyriales; Cyphellophoraceae. The record is from RefSeq and is a predicted model, not a curated record. The coding region runs from base 1 to 897 and encodes 298 amino acids. The transcript has 4 exons.